AUGAGCCGUCAGAGGCCACUCACCCGGUUCCUCGACGGACGAAGCGAUCCACGGCCUGUUCAGCAUUGCACGGGCACUCAGCCCUGUGAUAAAUGCAUUGAGACCGGCUCCAAUUGCCUGUUCACCGAAGCGCUCGAUCGGCGCCGAAAGUAUGCUCAAAAGCGCGCGGAGCAGCACCUUGACGCGACACAACAACUGUUGGACCGGAUUGUGGAAGCGUUCGGUGAAGGAGACAUCGCGCAACUGAGCUGGUUACUGUCCACUGUCAAGGAACGUGGCACCGAUGAGCAAUUAAAGGAUGGUAUUACGGGGGAGGAGCCAGGCACAGCAAUCCUUAGGAAGCAUAUUGCAAGCCCCAAAAAGAAGGACCUGAGCGAAGCACUGAGAGGGAGGGAAUCAGAGAAGAGCAACGUCCAAGCCGAAAGCUUUUCCCAAUAUCGUGCUAGGCGAACGCACUCUGUUGACUCGUCCUCAUCUUCCAAGUCCGUUGGAUCUCUCAACGAGGUUGACACGUUGACCGAAGACCCCAACCGCAACGAAGAGACCAGGGCAACGGGCUAUAUCGGGAAAGGAUCCGAGAUUGCGUGGAUGCAAAAACUGGACAGCGAAACCAUCAAUCUGAACAGAGAUUGGCACCAGCAAGUAUCGCCAUUGGGGGACACUGUCACUCCAAUGAGCUACCAUCUAGACAAUCUCCAAAUAGCCGAGCCACUCUCUAUUGCGGGGGAUGCAAGAGCCUUGCCUCCCAAAUCAUGGGCGGCUCAACUCCUGAACAUCUACUUUGAAUCUGUCGGACCUACCUUUCCUUUGAUUGAACAACAGUUGUUUGUUUCCCAGUUCAAUUCGGCCUUCAUCGAUACCACACAGCAGCCCCCACAGAAGUGGCUCGCGGUUCUAAAUCUAGUCCUUGCCAUCGCUGCAAAGUACUACCAGCUGGCUGAGCCAGACUCUGGAAGGGACGUAGAUGACCACGUCUUUUUAUCCCGAGCAAUAGCUUUGACUACCACGCGGUGGCUCGCGAUACAGCACGCAGACUUACACCAGGUUCAGAUUGACCUACUCCUUGCCAUUUACUAUCUGGCCUCUGGCCAAAUCAACCGGUCAUGGCAGAUAGCCGGUCGCGCUGCUCGCUCAGCAAUCGCCCUUGGGCUAAAUCUCCGUGAAGUGAGUGGGCAGAUAGACCCUGUCUCUAAAGAGACCCGAACUCGCUUGUGGUGGUCGAUAUUCCACUUAGAACAUCUUCUGUCUGGCAUGACUGGUCGGUCCACGUGCGUGGACUAUCGUGCCCUCUCUGUGUACCCCCCGGCGCCCUACGACGAGAGAGAGUUUCAGACGCCAGAAGUAGCGGAACUGCUUGGGAAUACUGCACUGCGCGAGGAGCGCCUCCAAUGGACAAUCUAUGCUAGCGACUCGACCCUCCAGUCCAGGAACCAGUGGUUCAGCACCCUCAGCCCGAGCCAAUCGCUGUACUUCUUCCAUCUUGUAGAUCUGUCUAUCAUCACGCAUGCCGCCGUCACAUCGAUAUACAGUCUCACGGCCGGGAAGGACAGCGGCCAAAGCGGCAUUUCGCACUACCAGGAGAAAUUACAAACCUGGCUAUCAAAUCUCCAACCCCCGUUUGCAUUCACUGAUCGGGACAAUCAGUUGGACAUAUCAAGGCAGUCUCGCGAACAGGUCAGUCUCGCAUUAUCCUACUACAGUGCGCAGAUCAUCCUCAGCCGACCUUGCCUCACAUGCCCCGAUUUCAUGGAAGGACGCAACAUCAGAGUCCCCCGGUCCCGAUUCGGCAACGCCACCGCAAAGACCUGUGUAGAUACAGCCCUGGCCCUGAUCUCCGUCUUUCCUGACGCUCCAGACAUGGAGUGGCUGCUGAAAAUGACCCCUUGGUGCUCCGUGCUGCAUUUCAUGAUGCAAGCCCUGAUAAUCCUCCUCAUCCAACUCUCUGUCGGUCCAGUGGAAGUCAUGACCACACACAGCGCGCAGUCCGGCCAAAGAAGAACUAGGGCAACGGAAAAUCCCGAGGCAAUCCUUGGAGCGUGUAAAAAGAUUCUUCGCUGGUUACACUGUAUGGCGGAGCAAGAUGCCAGCGCCAGACGCGCGUUCAAGAUCUGCAAUAAUUUCAUUCGCCGGAUUGCGCCGGCGAAGGAAUUCAAUCUGCAUGGGAUUCCGUUAAUCGCUUCGCUACCUGAACAUACCUCCGGGUUUCGGUCAAGCCAAUCUAAACUUCGGGAGAGCAAAGAUGAUACUGGUAGCGGCAGUGUGCCUCGGGGCUCACAGAAGAACAAGGUAAAUUGGGGGCCAGAUCGGACGGUCAAUGAGGUGAGUUUGGAUGAUCACCGGCAAGACUCUUUUUCGCUGGAUCCGGCUUUGUUUUCGUGGGUGGAUAUGAUUGAGGAUGAAGAUUGCCCAUUUCGAUGA
Messenger RNA from Penicillium atrosanguineum, 2418 nucleotides. RefSeq names its product fungal specific transcription factor domain-containing protein. NCBI's taxonomy places the organism in Eukaryota, Fungi, Ascomycota, Eurotiomycetes, Eurotiales, Aspergillaceae. The transcript has 5 exons. The record is from RefSeq and is a predicted model, not a curated record. Gene Ontology annotation, molecular function: DNA binding; zinc ion binding. Gene Ontology annotation, biological process: DNA-templated transcription. Bases 1 to 2418 code for a protein of 805 amino acids.